AUGGCAUCACUAGACUCUCCCCGUCCCGAUUCUCCCCCAAAUAUUCCAUCUCUAGCCAUAAGAACUCAAGACGCCACCAACAAAUUCUCCAGGAGUAUUUCCCAUAAAGAAGCCUCCUUCGCUGAAACCCCACCUCGUUUAAGUUCAACUUCCCUCUCUCCCCGCCUUUACCUCUCUCAACCUUCCUCUCCUCGCCUUUCCUUCACGUCCUCCAAGCAGGACCAUGAUCUCCACACCAUCUACAGAUGCAUUUCUUCGGUGCUAAAAAAGGACGGCCAGAUUUUGUCCAUCGCAGCGUCCAAUGGUCUGGUGUAUACCGGUUCCCAGGGUAGUAUCAUUCGAAUAUGGAAGCUGCCCGAGUUCGCCGAAUGCGGCCAGCUCAAGUCCAAGGCCAACAUGGUUGUUUCCUUACAAGUAUCGAAUGAUAAGGUUUACGCUGCGUAUGCCGAUUGUAAAAUCCGGGUUUGGCACCGAACCUGGGAAGGAGCUGUAAAACAUGUACGAGUAGCAACUAUUCCUAAGCCCGGAGGUUAUGUCCGCAGCUACAUCACCGGCAAAGAUAAGAUGAUGAAACAUGCGGCACCAAUAACAUCACUAGCAAUUAACGUAUCAGAUGACAUCCUCUACUCAGCUUCUCUUGAUAGAACAGUAAAAGUAUGGAGAAUAUCUGAUCUAAAAUGCAUGGAGACAAUUCAAGCCCAUCGAGAGCCCAUCAAUGCCAUAGUUGUAGCUGACGACGGAGUCCUCUACACCGCAUCCGACGAUGCCACGGUCAGGGUGUGGAGGCGCAACUUUUGCAGCGGGGACCGCCCACAUUCCCUGACAGUCACCCUGCCCGCAAAGUAUUCCCCGGUAAAAACCCUGACCUUGACGGCGGAUGGAGGGUUCCUCUACGGCGGGUGCACCGAUGGCUACAUACACUAUUGGCUAAAAGGUUGGUUUUCGGGGCAGUUGCAAUAUGGGGGCCCCCUCCAAGGCCAUACUCACGCGGUAAUGUGCUUGGCCACCGCGGCCAGUUAUGUGGUUAGCGGGUCGGCUGACUCCAGCUGCCGGGUAUGGGUUAGGGAUCCAGAGGGUCAGCAUAAAUGUUUGGCAGUCCUUUUGGGUCAUAGAGGACCGAUCAGGUGCGUUGCAGCAUUUGUUGCUGCUUGUGGGACUGGCAAUGAGGAGGUUGAUGAUGGUUGUACCAUCUGCACUGGAAGUUUGGAUGGAGUCCUUAAAGUUUGGCGGGUCAAGUGUGCAAGUAGUACCGCACGAGGUACCCUACAGAACAACUGCGAGUACUUUGAGCUUGCAUGA
Coffea eugenioides is the source of this 1299-nucleotide messenger RNA. Its product is annotated as protein JINGUBANG-like. The transcript is spliced from 2 exons. NCBI's taxonomy places the organism in Eukaryota, Viridiplantae, Streptophyta, Magnoliopsida, Gentianales, Rubiaceae. Gene Ontology annotation, molecular function: protein binding. The record is from RefSeq and is a predicted model, not a curated record. Bases 1 to 1299 code for a protein of 432 amino acids.